UUUUUCACUAAGGGGCGGGCGACUUCUGUUAAGAUCUCCUGCGCCGUUGCCUCAUUUGGCAAAAUGCGUCUUUUAACAUCAGCGCAGCGUGUAAGAUGUUUGAAAUUUCGAAUACUUCUGAUUUUAUCAUCUGUUCAUGCAUCAACAGUACAUAUCCGUGGAGAAAAAGGAAAAGCGGUGAUACUUCCAUGUGUUUUUCCAAGGGAUACUCUACCAAAAGAAGUCAAUGUGAUCUGGAACAAACUGCCAGAUACCAACGUUCACGUGUUCUCAAAUGGGAAGGAUGAUCCUAAUUUACAGAAUUCUGCAUUUGUGGACCGCACCACUUUAUUCCGAGAAGAAAUACACAAAGGAAAUCUGUCUCUUCAGUUACUUGAUAUCCGUGAAUCUGAUAAAGGGGAAUAUAAAUGUUUUGUGUCCCGCACAGCUUUAUCAGAGAGAGUGACACUCACUGUUGACGAACCAGUGGUUACUAAAGAGAAAUCAUCUAAUAGCCGCAGCCCAGCACUUCAUCUACAGAUGUGUCUCCUGCUUCUCACACCUCUAUUUAACCUGACCUAAGUGAACCCGUCCACGACUUUCAACAAGACAAUUAGGAUGACUUGCAAGGGGAUUGAAGACUUUCGCAUGCCACAGCACAUACAAUUUGUGAAAAUAUCCACGGAUUUUUUCAACCUCUAACCAUACAGAGUCAUAAAGAGAGAAAGUGUGUGUCUUAAAUGGAUUUGGUGAAAGACAGAAGUUGACGUGAAGGGCUGGCUGGUCCUCCUGGAACAAUUUAAAAUUGGCUGCUAAUCAACUAUAACAUCUCCAUCCUACGAUCAUUCCAUCUUUACCAGACUGAGGAAUUGUGUUUAAUUGGAUUUUGUAAAUUGUACUUUGAAGAAGACAUCUUUACUCAUGUUGACUUCAUUAAUGUGUUCUGAUUUAGGUUUGUGUGGGGUCUCUUGAUUGAUAUUAUUUGCUACUCGCCCCAUGCUGUUUAUAGUCAUGACUGAGAAAAGAUGAAAUAAUCUUGCAAUUUCAUGGAGAUGACAAAAGAUUUUGAAGCAUUGGGCUUCAAUGGUGGUCAACGAUGAACAACAGUACACCUUUUUGAAACAUCCAUGAAAAAAUGUCAUUGUGUAGCAUAAUUCAUAAGAUGGGUUUCCAGUUGUACUCCAAUAAACACUCGUGUUUAGAACAUUGUGAGCAUACAACUGGAUAUCUGACCUUUGAAUUGUGCAACACAAGUAACAAUUGUCAUGAAUAUUUGAAUAUUGUUUAGUGAGCUUCAGCUUGGACCACCAUUGAAACUCAAUGCAUGAAUAACUUUGUGAAAUUCGGGAUAAAAAAACAUUUUCUCAGCCAUAACUAAACAGCACGUGGCAAACAAGGAGUUUCAUUUUAUUUAAUAUUUUUAUAUUUAUAUAUUUAUUUCUUCCUCUGUAAAGCGUGUGGUGAGUGACCAAAUGUCAUUUUAGAAAAGAUUUCUGUGGUUUGUGUUGUAAGUUCAUUCAAGUAAGGGCCACUUGAUAUGUAAUGGUGGAGGCUGAAGGAGUGCAGUGUUGGGUUGAUGAAUAGAUCGAUAGUUAGAACUUUAUUUCAAGUUCAAGUUCAAGCACUUUAUUGUCAUUGUGUAACACAAUGAAAUUACUAUUUGUGAGAGCCCUAAGGUGCAUUUAAAGAAAAGUCAGAUAAUUCCGAAUAUGUCAUAUACCGUGUUAAGUGAACAAGUAACCAGAGCAAAUUAUUAUUGCUCAAAGUACAGCAGCAGAAAUUGUUAUCGCACCUGUUAAUAGUACAUUACAUAUUCUAUAUUGUAUUUCAUUAGUAUAUUGUACAUUACCAAUAUAGCUUAUUGCACAUGUUCAACUAAAAAUGAUCUCAGACUGAGGAGAUUCAGAGUUCAGAAAGUUCAUGGCAGAUGGGAGAAAGCUCUUUUUUUGUCUGUUUGUACGUUCACAGAUUGACCUAAAGAGUCUUCCUGAUGGAGGAGCUCAAACCAAGAAUUUCCAGGAUGAGUUUUGUCCUCAAUGAGAAUGUUUUUGGCCCUUCUCACACAGCGAGUCUUAUACAAGAGUUCGUCUGAUGGCAGUUCAGUCCCAAUAAUGGCCUCUGCUGUUUUUACGACCUGCUGCAGGGCUUCUUUAGCAUCCUUGGUCCAGCUGUUGUAUCUGCAGGCCAUCAUGCAGUUAGUUAAGAUGCUCUCUCUCUAUAGUGCUUCUAAAGAAAUUAACCAGCAGCCUCUGGGAGAGGUCAGCUCUCCUUAGCUUCCUGAGAAAAUUGAGGCGUUGUUGUACUUUGCCUAUUAUAUUUCUCACCAUGGGAAACAUUUUUUUUUAAUUGAAGCUCUUUAAAUUAACACCUAAAUACACUACCUGUCAAUUUUUGAGACCAUACGGAUAUUUUCAUGUCUGAUAGAACUUAAUACAAUUUCUUUAAGAUACCGUAAAAUUGAUUUAAAAUACAGUGGAACCUCGGGUCACGACCAUAAUUCAUUCCAAAACUCUGGUCGCAACCCGAUUUGGUCGUGACCCGAAGUAAUUUCCCCCAUAGGAUUGUAUGUAAAUACAAUUAAUCAAUUCCGGACCGUACGAAUUGUAUGUAAUAUCCACACAGAUAUUUUCAUGUCUGAUAGAACUUAAUACAAUUCCUUUAAGAUACCAUAAAAUUGAUUUAAAAUACAGUGGAACCUCGGGUCAUGACCAUAAUUCAUUCCAAAACUCUUGUCACAACCCGAUUUGGUCGUGACCCGAAGUAAUUUCCCCCAUAGGAUUGUAUGUAAAUACAAUUAAUCCAUUCCGGACCGUACGAAUUGUAUGUAAUAUCCACACAGAUAUUUUCAUGUCUGAUAGAACUUAAUACAAUUCCUUUAAGAUACAGUAAAAUUGAUUUAAAAUACAGUGGAACCUUGGGUCACGACCAUAAUUCAUUCCAAAACUCUGGUCGCAACCGAUUUGGUCGUGACCCGAAGUAAU
Molecule: messenger RNA, 2960 nt
Organism: Polypterus senegalus (gray bichir)
Lineage: Eukaryota; Metazoa; Chordata; Cladistia; Polypteriformes; Polypteridae
Product: CD276 antigen homolog
Exons: 5
Coding region: 64-561 (165 amino acids)
Biological process (GO): positive regulation of T cell proliferation; cellular response to lipopolysaccharide; negative regulation of T cell proliferation
Cellular component (GO): external side of plasma membrane
Source: RefSeq, a predicted model, not a curated record